CUCGUGCAGUUCAGUCUGCCAAUCUGAUAGUGAGAAAGUUAGAGCGACCAAGGUUUCAUCACUAUUGCCGAUAACUAGCAGGUUUCAAAAAGCUAAUAUGAGCCAGUCUUGCUACAUCGGUGGAAAGAGAAACAACGUUUGCUCAUAGCGUUAUUAAUGGAAAUUUAAUUGCUUUUUUAAUGAUUUUGUGCAAAAAUUGAGAGAAAAACAUGAAUCAAUAGUAAGUUGUUAUUUAAUAAUUAUUGGAUAUAAAUACUUUCACGGAACUUUUUACCGAAGACACAGCUUGCACUGUACAAGUGGUAGCUGAAUUUUAUGGAAAUAUUUAAGUCUUGACCGCUGCUUCCUGGAUGAGUAAAAUAUUUUUUAUUCGCUUUACUGCAUUUAACGCAAAGUUACAUUUAAAAAAUUUAUUUGCAAAUUAAAUUUCAUAUUUCUCUAAAUGGCACAAAGGCUUCUUCUUAAUAUGAUAAUUCAAGAUAAGACAUGGAUAUGUGAUUUGUGAUAUAACGUCGAGUUUUUAUCAAAAAUAUAUGAACCAGAAAUUGCAGUUUUAAUGUCUUCUUCUAGAAAGGACAAAAUAUCCGAUUGUGUGAUAUCUUCCUCCGCCUAAGUUAUAAUUAGUGUAAUAAUGGAUUCAGACGCAAAACAAAAUAUGACUGUAGUUAGCUGUGCGCCAAAACGGACAAUGUGGAGCUUUCAAAAUAUUUUCAACACACUUUUUAUAAUAUUUUUAAUCUUAUCUUCUGUUGGACUAUGGGCAUGUUUAGUGGAAAUAAAUAAAUUAAAACAGUCUACUAAUUCAUUAGCUGAAACAAUAUCAUUAUUAAGAGAUAUACCCGGGUAUGAUAGGCUGCAUAGUGUGAAUGGAGUGUAUAUGGAUAUGCUUUAUGAAGGUAGAAAAUCUGAUCUUCAACCUGACAACAAUGAUGCAGACUUCACAACAGACAGUAAAGACAAAAAACUUGUAAAUAAGCGUGCAGCAGUGCCAAUAGGAAAGGCUUAUGACCCGCUUUCACCAGCUCCUCAAAAGGAUCUCACAGAAUACUGCGUGACGUUGUUAUCUCAAAAGUGCGGGUCUACAUUACCUGGUGCUCCAGCCGUUGGUCCCCCGGGGCCUCCAGGACCCCCGGGUCAUAAGGGAGAGCAAGGAAGACCGGGAGUGAUGGGACACAUGGGUCCACCAGGACUCAAUGGACAAAAGGGACAAAAAGGUGAGAAAGGAGAUACUGGAAGGGUUGGGGAACCAGGCGCAGACGGUCCCAAAGGACCUCCAGGUUUUCCUGGUGUAAACGGGAUACAAGGCUCGAAUGGAAGACGUGGAAAACGAGGAUUACCUGGUCGAGCUGGGAGACCUGGUGAAGAUGGAUUACCAGGACGGAAGGGAGAAAAGGGUGAGCCUGGGGACCCAGGUGGAACAUUUAACACGAAGGGCGGAAACUGCACAUGCAUUGGAAUAAAAGGAGAUAAGGGCCAGAGGGGUCUGUUAGGCUUUACGGGAUACAAAGGAGAUAAAGGAGAGGCAGGUCAGAAAGGGGAUAAAGGUUAUGGUAUGCAAGGGUUCCCAGGACCGAAAGGAUCUCAAGGGAUGAAAGGGGAAAAGGGAGACGCUGGAUAUUGUAUAGCAUCACGUUGCGGCGAUAAAUAUGUGAGACGAAAGGUCACAGAGCCAGGCUUCGACAGUUAUACUGUCAAAUCAGAGACAACAACGGAAAUGACUACAACAACAACUCUGCCACCGACAACAACUCCGUCUACCGUGCCACCAAGUAUCGAACCUAGAACCACAGUAUGUAGAAUAAAGAUGAUUGCCACGCCUGUUUUCAUCAAACGGGAACGUUCAUUGUAUGGGGCUAUUCUUAGUGACCCCUUGAUGCCCGGAAUAUUUUGGAUAACAAGGGGUUACCAUGGACAGUUCCUUGAACAGUAUAACUCGAUACAAAGACUUAAAAAGAGACUGGUAGACACCAAGUACAACCUGCAAAUAAAUAGAUACUUUGGUACCCAGCAUGCUGUUCAUAACAAUUCGUUUUAUUACCAGUUUAACGGGAAGCAGCACGUGGUACGUUACGAUUUAAAUAUUAAUGACGUCGUCGCCGCAACAAUUCCGAUUCCGAAAAGUCACUAUAACGACAGUAAUUACGUGUAUAAAGACAGCAAGAUAUAUUACGAUAUCACAGCAGACGAGAAUGGGCUGUGGAUCGUUUACGGAAGACCAAGGGGUGACGAAUCCUAUAUCCAUGUCAUAAAAGCUGAUCCUGUUACCAUGGACUUCAUUAGAGUUUGGAGGUUACCAAAGAAGAUCGGUGUCUAUAAAAACGGCUUCAUUGCAUGUGGAAUAUUGUAUUUGAUAAAGGAUUUGGAGCCCGAUCAGACAGAAACAGAAAUAGACUUUGCAUACGACUUCUACAGUGAUGAACAGAGGGAUGUAAACAUAAAGAUUAAACUACCGUUCAGAAAAAGCAAUAUGUUCACGUUUCACACUAAUACUUCAGAGAGAAAGAACAGUGUAUUGAUGGCAUGGGACAACGGCAAUAUAAUCAAAUACCCCUUGUUAUUUUAGUUUUCUUAAUGUACAUAAACGUAUGUUGUAAAAUGUAGAUACUUGGUUGCAAUGGGUGAUAUAAAGUACUAAAUGUUUUAUUUGAGUGUGACAGAUGAACAGUC
Mercenaria mercenaria is the source of this 2667-nucleotide messenger RNA. RefSeq names its product collagen alpha-1(XI) chain-like. Gene Ontology annotation, biological process: signal transduction. The record is from RefSeq and is a predicted model, not a curated record. The transcript has 12 exons. NCBI's taxonomy places the organism in Eukaryota, Metazoa, Mollusca, Bivalvia, Venerida, Veneridae. Bases 632 to 2563 code for a protein of 643 amino acids.